Molecule: messenger RNA, 2335 nt
Organism: Zophobas morio
Lineage: Eukaryota; Metazoa; Arthropoda; Insecta; Coleoptera; Tenebrionidae
Product: UDP-glycosyltransferase UGT5-like
Exons: 5
Coding region: 173-1714 (513 amino acids)
Molecular function (GO): UDP-glycosyltransferase activity
Source: RefSeq, a predicted model, not a curated record
ACUGCCUAAAUAGUUAAUUCAUUUGAAGUAUAAAGGUUAUCUGUGAUGUAACUCAUCUAAUGUAACAUGACUCUUCAAAUCACACGUUAUCUCUUGAUAAAAUGUUCGGCGAUUUAAAAACAAUAAGUUAGUUUGCGGAAAUUACAAUUUUUUUAAAAGUACCGCUACAAACAUGUGUACUUUAUUUUUGCUGAUAGUGUUAACAAGUGUUAAAAGUGUGCUUUGUGCCAAUAUUUUAUACGUAUCGUCCAUCCCGUCUCCUAGCCAUCAUAUAUGGAAUGGUGUUCUUACCAUGGCACUGGUCAAACGAGGACAUAACGUAACCCUUGUAGAUCCUGACAUAGAUAAAUUGCCAAAAUCUGAUAAUUACACCCAUAUCUUCCUAGAAGGAGUGUAUGAAAGUUUGGACAUCAGUUACGACUUAAAUGACAUGGCAAGUUAUAGUCCAAUACGAAUGAGUAUAGAAUUUCAGAAUUGGUGUACUUUUGGUUGCAAUAAAAUUUUGCGAUCUGAAGGACUCCAUAACUUACUGAAUUAUCCUCCAGAUUUUAAAUUUGAUCUUAUUAUAGUUGACGUAACUUCAGGCCCUUGUUUGUAUCCCUUAAUACACAGAUUUAAAUACCCACCUACAAUUGCCGUCACUGCUUUUCUUUUACCGUCAUAUGUAUCAUACAAUUUUGGUAACAACAUGUACCCUACGUCAAUUCCUUGGUAUGGUCUUCCCUAUACUGCAGAUAUGAAUUUCGUUGAAAGAACUUUUAACGUCUUGUACAUGUAUAUCGAUACAGCGUCCCGCUAUUUAAACCAAUAUAGACGGGAGCACGACAUAACGAAGAAAAUCUUUGGAGAAAAUAUACCUUCUAUGGAAGAAUUUGAGCGUCAUAUGUCUCUCGUAUUAACUAACACUGAUCCAAUAUUAGAUUAUCCGCAGCCACUCGCACCCAAUUUUAUAUCUGUAGGAGGUCUGCAUACUCACCGUUCCAAUGAACUGCCUCCGGAUCUGAAAACAAUUCUGGAUAAUGCUAAAAAUGGAGCCAUUAUUUUCUCACUAGGAACAAAUAUACGUUCUGACAAACUGGAUAAACGUACACAAAGGGCACUCAUAGAUGCUUUUAGUAAAAUUCCAGAAACAGUUAUUUGGAAAUUUGAAAGUGACAUUGAAAAUCUCCCGAAAAAUGUCAUCGUUAGAAAAUGGUUACCCCAAAACGAUGCCUUAGGGCAUCCUAAUGUCAAAUUGUUUAUUGGUCAUGGCGGAGCCUUAAGCACACAAGAGUCGUUCUAUCACGGAGUACCAAUGAUUUGUGUCCCAUUUAUUGUUGAUCAGCAUAUCAAUGCAAAAUUGAUUAUUGAAAAAAAAUUAGGUCUUUCAAUAGACUUCACCCGAAUUACAUCUGGUUAUGUUUUACAAACUGUAAGAGAAGUUUUGGAUAAUCCAGUAUAUUUUGAAAAUGUUCGAAGACUUUCCCGUAUAUACAAAGAUAAACCGCAAACAGCUUUGGAAAAAGCAGUUUUCUGGACAGAAUAUGUAAUACGUCAUGGUGGCGCUGAUUUCUUAAGCUUUCCAGGGAGAAAUUAUCCAUAUUACAAAGCUUAUGGACUAGACAUUAUUCUCUUUCUAUUAGUAAUAAUUAUUUUAUUAUUGGUAAUUGUGUAUAAGAUAAUUAACUUAGUUUUAAAUUUACUUAUAAGUAAAAGAAAAAUUAAAGUAAAUUAGUUUACUGUCAGUUUUAGGUAUAGUUUUGGAAAUUUCAUUGUACCCUAUAAAAUUUGAUUGGCAAUAACGAGACGGACAGUAGUACAAUAGCAAAAGAUAUUUACAACUUAAGUUGUCGCGUGCCGGUGAUCCCCAAAUGUUAGAAAGCAGAAUAAUCCAGGUCCGGACAGGGACCGUCGUUACUCAUGAACGGAAAUGACCAUUAUUUUAUGAGCACAACUACCUGCUAAAUGUUUUCAGACAAAUUCGAGUGAACUUGUGUGAGACAUAAAUAUUUCUUACCAUAUCCGUCUCGUUAUCGUCAAUAAAAUUUUAUAGGGUAGAAUGAAAUUUCCAAAACUAUAAUUGCCAGUAUCUAGUGAUAUUAGUUACUACUAUCCAUGGAUUUACACUACCCUGUUGAUACAAAAUACAUUGUUAUGUCUAGUUAUACAAGAUCUGUAUUUUCAUGUUGUCAUGUAUAAACAUGAAUAAAUCAUUGUUAUUAUUAUUAUUAUUAUUAUUAUGAAAAAUACAACUUGAAGCGCGUACUACAUUUACAAAAAGGUGAGAAACUGGGUAAGGUUCUCGAACUAGUGGAACGAGUGAGAGGAUACGUCCAAAAUCGUUUGCUACUCGUUA